CGCGAGUGCGCGGAGGGUGGAGGGGUGGUGGUGGUGGUGCCCCCGUGAAAACGAAUAGCGGUGACGUUACAUCAUGAGCCGCGCCGUGUUGUCACCAGCUGUUGUCUAGAAGACGAAGGUGGAGAAGUGUUUGUGUGUUUCUGAUUGUGUGUCCGCGCACAGCACAACACCGGAGCGGGAGCGCGGAGCCCCGGACAGACGGUUACCGGAUGACCGAUCCAAAACACCGGAGCCUCGCCGGUCUCACAGUGACAGUAUCAAUUACAUAACCGGAGGCAUCGAUAAGACAGAAACUGUGAUAACGGACUAGUGCCCGUGCAGGUCGGAGUUGAAGCCAUUUCUGUCUGCACAGACAGAUAAUCACGUCAGCACAGUUCAGAGUAGGAUCAUUUACUGUCUGUACUUUGAGUGCUUUUGAAGUGGCACCACCACCACCACCGCCGCCAUCAUGAACGUGGGCACGGCGCACAGCGAGGUGAACCCCAACACUCGAGUGAUGAACAGCAGAGGAAUGUGGUUGUCGUACAUCUUGGGCAUCGGCCUCCUGCACGUCAUCCUACUCAGCAUUCCCUUCGCCAGCGUACCCGUGGUCUGGACGCUCACCAACCUCAUUCACAAUCUGUGCAUGUAUCUCCUGCUUCACACGGUCAAGGGGACUCCCUUUGAGACCCCGGAUCAGGGAAAGGCUCGCCUCCUCACACACUGGGAGCAGAUGGACUACGGUGUGCAGUUUACGGCUUCACGCAAGUUCCUCACCAUCACGCCUAUUGUCCUGUAUAUACUCACCAGCUUCUACACCAAAUACGACCGGGUCCAUUUUGUGGUCAACACUGUUUCCUUGCUCACUGUACUCAUCCCCAAGCUGCCCCAACUGCACGGUGUGAGGAUCUUUGGGAUUAAUAAGUACUGACAAGGCGGAAGAGGACACCUCCUUCCCUAAGUCCCCACGGACUGCUGAGAGCACAAAGAGUAUCAGGCCUCUGAUUUGGCUGCAGAUCCACGAGGAUCCGUGGCUCUCGACUCUGCUGAGCAGCACUCUAAAUGAAGCCUGCUGGGGAUACUGCCAUGGCACCAAACCCCAGGAAAGAGACACAGUACACUUUAUAGAGAAGACAAAGGGAAAGUGUAUCGUAGUGACUGUCUGUGGCUCUUCUAAGAGUCAUGGGUUUUUCAGAGACAUUUGUAAAAAGGGAUUGUUAUGUCCAUUUCUGUAGGAAUGAGCGUUUUCUGAUGUGACAGGUGUCGGAGGGCGAUAGAGGACGAUGUAGUUGCACAAAUAUCACGUGCCAUUUUACACCCGUUGGCACAUUUAGGCUGUAGUCAAAAGUGAAUUUUGUUUGUAAUGAUACAUUGCUGUAUUUAUUCAGCUUCACUCUCGACGAGGAGCUUCCUCUUUCUUGAGGUUUGUGGGGGAGAGUAACAAGGAGAGUAACAGCACAGUGAAACGCUGAAGGACCGGUGAACUGCAGCAGAGGCGAGACAUGAGAAACCACAAAGGUUUUAUAUUUAGCCCUCGCUGUUCCUCCUCAGGGCCAAGAUUGGAAAGUUAAGCAAUCCUUUUAUUUUUAUCUGACCAUUCCCAUAUUUGGACUUCUCUUGUCCUGGUUUGUGUCACACAAAAAAACGCCUCCUGUCGGUAAAUCGUCUGGCCUGCGUGCUGAAAGUAUGCGCAAGAGCGCCCUGCUGAUGCAACAACAAUUCUGCAAUAUGAAUGAAGAGAUAAGUAUUUCUGUGCUUACACAUUUCAUAGUUACACCACACAUGCUUGUCACUCUAUAAACAGACUCAGGACCCCAUUACAUUAGCAUGAACCUGUUAUUUCUGCUGGAGGCAAAUCACACACCGAGUUGCAGGGUUGUUAGGUACGCCUGUGCAGGAGCCUUACAUUGAAUCAUGAAAUACUCAAAGAUAUUUCUAAUGUUUUGUACAGGGCUGAAUGUAACAUACAUCUCUAAACAACAAAAUAACAACAGAAUAUAAAAUUUAAAGCUUUUUUUGCCAUUAGGGGACACCAAACAACCUUAAACUCAACAACUUAGACGUUUUUGUAGUGAGUAUGUUCCCCAAAAUUGCUUGACUAUUGACCAGCAUUAGUUUGUGUUAUGGAGCUCUUUAGCUGCUAAAGGCUUGGCUACAUUUUUGUCAGCUGUUUCUUUUUGCUGAAAACAGCUUCCUUCCGGAAAAACGAGGUUUAUAAAAUCAGAGUUUGUGAACCGGAACACCAAAACAAUGAGCUGAAAGACACUUUAAAAAAAAGCUUUGUAGAUCUGAGUAAGUGAGAAACUUUUCUGUGGGUUUGCAGCUGAGCAAACCUUCACACUGCACAGUGAUUCGCUCCGUCGUUAAUUUCUAAAAAUUGACUCCAGUGCAGCUUUAAGAUCGAUUCUGUUCCCAAACAAAUAAAUUUGUUUUACUAAACACAGACACAUGAUUUGCAGAGCCCAAGUCCAAAGUCCAAAGAUCCAAAUCCAAAUCUUUCACAGACAUUUUCACCCUGUUAGAGUAUUUUAAGCAUCCAAGGAAGUUAAAAAAAAGUGUGAGUGUCGUUACAAAGCUGCUUCAUAUCAGAGUAAAAAUGUCUAAAAGGUAAAAUGAACAUUUUUGUUUUAACGUUUCAUAAACUGCUAGCCUAAUGCUCGUGUAUUGUCUUUUUAAUCGUACUUGCCAGGUGGAAGGCUGAAGUGUCCAUGAACCAUUUCACCAUAUCACAUUGAGUUAGUUUUUUAAUGUGAAGUAAUAUUAUUAAAUUGUAGCGUGCAAAUAGCUACUUUCACAGUGAUUCAGUCUUAUUCUUUGACAUGCUGGUCUUGGUUCUUGAUUCAACUUCAUAAAACCACAAUUUGAGUUAGAACGAUGAGCCAAAACUGUACGUAGAUCUCCUACAAUGUGACAUACAGACAGCAGAUUAAUCUUAGCACAAACAUUAUAAUGCAAUAAAGGUAAAAAAAUAAUGUUUCUGCUCUUUCACUGAGUUUUACGACACCAAACACUUUCUAUAAAAAAGUGUUGUCUAACUAGAAGACUGCUUUUAAAGCAGCGAUCUUGAAAAUCUUGACAGUUUACGGAUGUUUGCUCGAACCGUGUUGUGGCACCACGUUUCACUUUCAGCAGUAGUGAUAGCAGUAGCCAUAGUAGCAUAAAUAUGAAUAUCACUGACAGUGGAAGAAGUAGCAAUAGAAGUAGUGACGAUACCGGUUUCGUCUUUUAAGGUAGAUGAGAGACGAGUUUUGAUCAAAUUCAAUUAUAGUGAUUCAUGUUUUUUAUGAACUUUUUGCUUUUCACAGAUUGACGUAUUGAAUUGGCCUGAUUUUAAAACUGAUUCAUUGAUCCAAACAAUGACAAACAUCGACCAAAGAACCCAAAAAAAACCACACGUGGAUUUGUAAAUACGAGCUGAUCUGCCACAGCUUUCAUUUCUUCAUCACAAUGUUUCUGUCACCAUAAAGGGCUUCUCUUCAAGGACAUGCUGUACGUCAUAGCACAAAGUGAUAAUGCAUCUGUUGUUGUUUUUGAAAGAAGGUUGAAUUUUGAAUGUUGAUUACGUGUCAAACAGUUUGCUCACGGCGUCUGUUUGUUGAUCAGUGUACUUUGUUUUUUUGAAGGAAAUGUUAAUGUGAUCUCUUGUAAGAGUGUUUGACCCAAAAUACAGUAUUUUUCAAGUAUCCUCUCAAAA
Messenger RNA from Larimichthys crocea (large yellow croaker), 3673 nucleotides. RefSeq names its product ORMDL sphingolipid biosynthesis regulator 3 (gene ormdl3). Bases 449 to 910 code for a protein of 153 amino acids. Gene Ontology annotation, cellular component: endoplasmic reticulum membrane. The transcript has 4 exons. The record is from RefSeq and is a predicted model, not a curated record. NCBI's taxonomy places the organism in Eukaryota, Metazoa, Chordata, Actinopteri, Sciaenidae.